Neolamprologus brichardi is the source of this 592-nucleotide messenger RNA. NCBI's taxonomy places the organism in Eukaryota, Metazoa, Chordata, Actinopteri, Cichliformes, Cichlidae. The record is from RefSeq and is a predicted model, not a curated record.
UAAAGAAAAUGUUUUGACUCACUGGAGGAUGGACCCUCAUCAAGCUAAGAUGUGCUUUGCUCAGACCGUCGACAGGAACUUAAUUCCGGGUGUAAGGAAGAUGGUGGUGGUGGAUAACCUUUUGUACAUCCUCGACACUGAGGAUGUUCUGAGUCUUUGGGAUCUGCACUUUCUUGUCAUGAUUCACUGUUGGCCAGAACUCGCCGUUCAUGACUUUCAGCUCACUGCAGAAUGUGGCUCUGCCUCCAUGGUGGCCCAAGAUAAAGGCAGCAUGAAGAUGAUCAUGCUGACAAAGCAAGACAACAGUCAGAUCAGCUCACUGCAAAUACGAUUCCUGCCCUCUAUGACUGUUUGCUACUCUCUGGAUGUAUCCUUUGUCUCCUGUCUCGUCCACACAAAAAUAAACAUGGAUGCAUUUUAUUUAGUCGAGGGGAUUUGUGAGAACCCAGAGAGUCGAAGAGAGCCAGUCGCUUCUGUGGUUGUUCGAUCCUUCACAGAGGCUUUACCUGAAAACAGGCUGAGCAGGCUUCUUCACAAACACAUGUUUGAAGAGGCUGAAAAGUUUGCCAUCACAUUUGAACUGGAUUUAGAG